Molecule: messenger RNA, 1098 nt
Organism: Eremothecium cymbalariae DBVPG#7215
Lineage: Eukaryota; Fungi; Ascomycota; Saccharomycetes; Saccharomycetales; Saccharomycetaceae
Gene: HOM2
Product: aspartate-semialdehyde dehydrogenase
Exons: 1
Coding region: 1-1098 (365 amino acids)
Biological process (GO): L-threonine biosynthetic process
Molecular function (GO): protein dimerization activity; NAD binding; NADP binding
Source: RefSeq, a predicted model, not a curated record
AUGAGUUCUAAGAAAGUUGCUGGUGUCUUGGGUGCUACUGGUUCUGUUGGACAAAGAUUUAUCUUACUGUUGGCUGACCAUGUUGACUUUGAAUUAAAAGUCUUGGGAGCAUCUUCGAGGUCUGCAGGAAAGAAAUUUGUGGAUGCAGUUAACUGGAAGCAGACGGAAUUGAUACCUGAGUUUGCAAAGGAUAUCACUGUUUCAGAAUGUAGCCCAGAAGCAUUCGGUGAUUGUGAUGUUGUAUUCUCUGGUUUGGAUGCUGAAUAUGCUGGUCCGAUAGAAAAAGCCUUUGCUGACGCAGGCUUGCCAGUUAUUUCCAAUGCUAAGAAUUACAGGAGGGAACCAGAUGUCCCCCUUGUCGUUCCAAUUGUUAAUCCAGAGCAUUUAGAUAUUGUUGCAAAUAAGUUAAGUAGCUUGAAGGCUGCAGGAAAGUCAAAACCAGGAUUUAUUGUGUGCAUUUCUAACUGCUCCACUGCUGGCCUUGUUGCUCCUCUAAAACCGUUAAUUGAGAAAUUUGGUCCUAUCGAGGCUUUAACUACAACUACGCUACAAGCUAUAUCUGGCGCUGGCUUCUCUCCAGGUGUCCCAGGUAUCGAUAUACUGGACAAUAUUAUUCCAUACAUUGGAGGUGAAGAGGAUAAGAUUGAAUGGGAAACCAAAAAGAUUUUAGCGCCUUUGAGUGAAGACAAAAAGUCUGUUGUGUUAUUGACUGACGAUGAGAUGAAGGUUUCUGCACAGUGUAACAGAGUUGCUGUGUCUGAUGGUCAUACCGAAUGUAUUUCAUUAAAAUUCAAGAAUAGACCAGCACCAUCAGUUGAGCAAGUCAAACAAUGUCUAAAAGAAUAUGUGUGCGAAGCUUCUAAGUUAGGUUGUCACUCUGCGCCAAAGCAAACAAUCCAUGUUCUCGAGCAGAAUGAUAGGCCUCAGCCAAGAUUAGAUAGGAACAGGGACCAAGGCUAUGGCGUGUCAGUUGGCAGAAUCAGAGAGGACUCCGUCUUAGACUUUAAGAUGGUUGUGUUAUCGCACAACACAGUUAUUGGUGCUGCUGGCGCUGGUAUAUUGAUUGCCGAGUUACUCGUAGUUAAAAAUUUGAUUUGA